GAUGGGGAUUGGUUAUACUUUUUAACGCGCUUUAAUGGUAGAGAGAAUUUUAAGCGAACCUGGAAUGAAUAUGUUCAUGGUUUUGGCAAUGUUGCCAAUGAAUAUUGGUUUGGGUUUAGAGCGUCUCUAUGCUCUAACAAACUAUUAUGGACCACAAGAGUUGAUUGUGUAUAUUGAAAAUUUUGAAGGAAUAGCGAAAUAUGCACGAUAUAGUGAUUUUGUUAUUGGAAAUGCAAGUGAAAAAUAUGAAUUAAAGACAUUGGGAGAAUAUUCGGGUACAGCUGGUGAUAGUAUGAGCAAUCAAUUUGGCUGCUAUUUUACUACAUAUGACAAUGAUAAUGAUAUGAAUGAUUCAUUAAAUUGUGCUAAAACUUAUGGAGGUGGUUUUUGGUUUAAGAGUUGUACUACUGCAAAUCCCACUGGAUUUAUAUAGAGGAGAUAAUGGAGAUAUUGGAAGCUUUUGGCAUGAUUUUGGUGGCUGGAAUUAUUCCCAUUAAACAAUUAUAUUCAUGAUUCGUCGUAAAAGUGUAAUAAAAUUAAAAUAAUUUAGUUU
Molecule: messenger RNA, 553 nt
Organism: Lucilia sericata (common green bottle fly)
Lineage: Eukaryota; Metazoa; Arthropoda; Insecta; Diptera; Calliphoridae
Product: ficolin-1-like
Exons: 2
Coding region: 35-433 (132 amino acids)
Source: RefSeq, a predicted model, not a curated record